Molecule: messenger RNA, 1269 nt
Organism: Nematolebias whitei (Rio pearlfish)
Lineage: Eukaryota; Metazoa; Chordata; Actinopteri; Cyprinodontiformes; Rivulidae
Product: butyrophilin subfamily 3 member A2
Exons: 6
Coding region: 25-1269 (414 amino acids)
Source: RefSeq, a predicted model, not a curated record
CAUCUUUAAAACCCACCUGCUGCCAUGUCUGACCUUCUUGUCGUCUUCCUGCUUCUCACGUUCUCCUGCACAGGUUCCUCACAGGAAACAGCUCCACCUCAGAUGGUCACAGCAUUAGUUGGUGAUGACGUUGUUUUGCCGUGCCUCCUGAAACCUCCCAGAGAUGCUGCUCAGAUGACCGUGGAGUGGGGGAAACUGGACCUGGAACCCAGGUUUGUGUUUGUGAGGCAUGCUGGGAAGGAACAUCUGGCCGACCAAAACCGAGCCUACAAGGGAAGAACUUCUCUGUCAGAAGACAAACUGAAGGACGGAGACGUCUCUCUGAAGCUCUAUGAUGCGAGACACUCCGACAACGGACGAUACAGAUGCUACAUCCCGAAGGAAGUAGAAGGACAUUUUGUUGAGCUCCUGGUUGGUUCAGUUUCCUCAGCUGGGAUCAGUUUAUCAGGAUUUGAUGAAGGCAGCAGUGGGGUGAUGUUGGACUGUAAGUCUGCAGGCUGGUUUCCAGAACCGCAGCUCUUCUGGUUGGACGGGGAGGGGAACGUCCUCCCUGCUGGACCUCCAGAGACCAGCAGAGGUCCUGAUGGUCUGUAUUCUGUCAGCAGCAGAGUUACUGUGGAGAAAAGACACAAGAACAACUUCACCUGCAGAGUCCAACAGAAGGACAUGAACCAGAGCAGAGAGACACACGUCCAUGUUCCAGACCAGUUCUUCAUGGUCCACUGUAAAAACUCAGUUCCUGUCAUCUUGGCUGUAGUUCUGUGUUUCAUCCUGAUUGUUGCUGUUGUUGUUUUUAUCUGGAGAUGGAGACAAAGAAAAGUCUCAACGGAUAAACAAGCAGAGAAUAAAAAUGAAGAGCAAGGACACCUGAUGGGUGAAGAAAGGUCUAAACGUGAGGAGGAGUUACUGAGGAUUAAGAUUAAAGAUGAGGAAUAUUUGAAACACAACUUUGAUGUUUUCAUGAAGAUAAAAGAAGAACUGGAGGAGCUGAAAAAACAACUCAUUGUCCUCAAAGAGGAGGAAGAGAAAGAGUUUGAAGAGAAUGAUAAGAUGUUUAAGGAAGUCGAGUUUAAAAUUAAAACCUCAAAGAAGGGAGAUGUUCGCAUUAAUGCAGAAGAUUAUGAAAAACUGAAAGAGUUCAUGAAGCAGCACAACAACAAACUUGAAGAGAGAAAGACAAAACAUGAAAAGCUGGAACUGAACUCAGAUCAGUUAAUUAACAAAGUGAGAGGAGAAGUUGAAAUGAUGGAGGAAAAGAAACCAGAGUAG